AUUUACCUCCGACAUUUGUGCGACGCUUAAAUAUGGCUCUAUUUCCAGCCUUUGCCGAAGUCUCGAAAAACAGAGUUGAAGAAUCAUCAUCCAAAGAAUUAGACUGGCUUAACAAUAAGAGCUUUCAGACUGGAGAUGCUCUUUCCCUUCACAAUCGGUUUUCAGAGAAGCCAAACCAGAGGGAGGAAAGUGUUGAAAAGGAUGACGCGUCUUCUGACGAGGAGGAGAGGGGUGAUGGACCAUCAAGGAAGAAGAAAAAGAAAAGUGAAAAAAAGAGGAAAAAGAAGAAAAGUCAUAAAAAGAAGAAUGGGUCAGACUCUGAAACCAUCUAUCCCAGCGAUCUCAUAAAAGAAGAGAAGGGGAUAAGGGAGCAGCCGGUUUUGUUAGGAAGUCGUUUUUCCUGGUUGGAUGAUCUGCAGUCACCUACGGAGCAUCCAUUCUGUGUGGACUGUAAACCGGAUGCAGCCAAUUGGACUUAUAAGUCCCUGUACAGAGGAGAUGUAGCAAGGUAUAAGAGAAAAGGAAGCUCCACUUUGGGUCUGGACUUUCUCCGGCAGGGAGUCAGCUGGGAGGAAUCCGAGACAAAGAAGAAGAAGAAGAAAGCCAACAGUGGGAACCAAGAUGAAAGAUACUUUUCAGUAGCCACUCGAAAGCUGCUGCGGAGUGAGGCUCCCGUUUCUGUCAUUUCUGUCACUCCAGAAAGUAGUGAUGUAAUCAACUCAAGUUCUUUCCUCCCUCUGGGUGAUGCUGAACAGGAGAGCAUGGGACAGUCAGGUGACAAAGCAGAGACAUCAGUAAAUCCCCUAGGCGUGUACGAUUCCUCCACUGCCCUCUGGCUGCAGGGGAAGGGACUGCAGGGUGACCAGAAGCAAGAAACAGAAACGGAGGAAAAGUCAGGUUAUGCGGUUGGACGGACCGAGGAGUUUAACCGGCGGCUCAGAGAGCAGCCAACAGACACACAGCUGUGGAUACAAUUCAUUCGAUACCAGGAUGAGUUGAGUACAGCUGCAUUUAGAGGGGAUGAGGAGCAGCAGGGAGGUGAUUUAGCAGAGCGACGUAAGUCCUCCUACAGGGCGAUCCUGGAGAAAAAGCUGAGCAUUGCAGACAGAGCCGUGGAGACCAACCCCACCUGCAUCGCUCUUCACCUUGAGAGGCUCCGGAUCUGCCAGGAGCUUUGGGAACCCUCCGCUUUGGCUAAAGAAUGGAAGAAACUGGUGUUCCUCCACCCAAACAGUGCCCCUUUGUGGAAGAAGUAUCUACUUUUUACUCAAAGCUACUUCAGCAGCUUCACAGUGACAAAGGUCAACUCAUCAUAUGGAAAGUGUUUGAGCACGCUCAGCUCUGUGAGAGACGGCAGCAUGGUGUCUCACCCAGCUUUGCCUGGAAUCGAGGACGACAUGCUGGAUAUCUUCAUCCAGCAGUGUCAUUUCCUGCGGCAGUCCGGUCACUCUGAGAAGGCCGUUUCUCUUUUUCAGGCCAUGAUGGAUUUUACUUACUUCAAACCUGACAGUGUGAAAAACCUUCCCACGAAGCAGCAGGUUGAUUUCUUUGAGACAUUCUGGGACAGUGGGGAGGCGAGAGUCGGUGAGGUGGGGGCCAGAGGCUGGAAGGCCUGGAUGACCGAACAAGAGAGAGGAGGAUGGGUUCAACCCCCUGCAGAGGAAGAAGAAGAGGAGGAGGAUGAGGAUGAGGAGGAGGUGAAGGAUAGGAGCCUGCCCAGAGGAACCAUCUGGUUGGACGUGGAGUCAUCCCGGGAAGCAUUGCACUGGCUGCCAUGGAGACCGGACAAAGCUAAAGGCCAAUCAGAAGAGGACUGCGAGGACCCAGACAGACAGGUGUUGUUCGAUGACAUCGGCCCUUCCCUCAUUUGUCUGUCAUCACAAGAACUCCAGCUUCGGUUUCUUCUCAGCUUCUUGUCUUUCCUGGGUUGUCCUGUAGACUCUGUGCUCACCGCUGCCCCCUAUCAGCCUAGCACAUUCCUGGAGAACCUCUCUCUACUCACUCAAGGUACUGAGCUUCAGCGUCCUCUUACUUCCUUCAGCCUCCCUGAGACGGGGAUUAAUUCUGUAGGUCAUAUGACCACUCUCCAAGGAACAAGGAAGUGGUUGGGGCUUGGGAAGCAGGGCGAGAAGUUUGUCACCAACGUGUUCAGCAUGCUCCAGCCUGUCCUUCCUCCUCCCCAUCGAGCCGUGCUGUCACUCAGCUGGAUCCUGUACGAGAAGCUAAAGGUUUUGCACUGUCUGCGCAGCGGCAACAAAAAGCGCCUUCGCAUUCAGGGAAAGCGCAGCAAGCGGGUUGCCAAAAGACUCCUCAAAGAACCAGACAACCGCUCAUCGCUGGUGCUGUGGCGGGAAUACGCUCACCUUGAAUGGUUGCUGGGGAACCUGGACGAGGCUCGGAAAGUGUUCACCACGGCGACAGCCUUGGGUGGAACCAGGGGGCUCAGUAGUCCAGCUCUGUGUGAACUGUGCCUCCUGUGGUCGCAGCUGGAGUUGGAGAAUACGGUAAAGGAGUUGGGAGAAGUUAAUGACGUCACAACAUCUCCGGCUGUCAUGCUGCUGACCAGGCUAGCAGAAGGAUCGUCUUCAUCCUCAUCCUCCCAGACCAUAUCCCCGGUUUCCAUUCUGAAAGCCAGGAGAUCCUUUGAACAGUCUCUGAGCUCUAGCCUGUCAUCUCUGGAGCAAAACAUGCAAAAUCCUCAGCUCAACAAAAAAGCAACUCAAGAUGACCCGCAGGAAAAAGAGCUAAGGUUACGAGGCCUGGUUGGCUGCUAUGCUCUGUUUCAGUAUCUAACAGUGAGCAUCCAAGCUGCUAUUGCAGUCUACAGCCAAGCCAGAGAGAGGAUGGAGGAACUGCACCGCUCAUUAACGCCUGAAAAGCAGCUAGACGGCAGUGAGACGACUAGCCGUCUUCUAGUCAGUCGGUUAGCUUCAGAUUGUGAGGAAAUAGCAGUGCAACAGGCGGCGCUGCUAAGAUACAACAAUAAUGUUGGGGUUUGUCCUUUGGCAACACUGAGACAGAUGCUUACCUCUGCCCUGUCAUCCUGGCCCUGCAACGCCGCCCUGUGGAGUAUAUACAUUCAGGUGGAGAACCGUUACCAUAGUGCUGGCCGGGCCCGGCGUUUUUUCUACACUGUAACCAGAGACAACAGCAGCGUGGUACCCCGUCUGUUUGCUAUUGUUGCUGAACAACAUAGGAAGCAGCUGGUGGAUGCAGCUCAGAGGUCUUGCUGCUUGGAUGAGGCCCUCCCCAUCCUACCAGAAAACGGCCUCAGCAACCGAAUCCGAGGUCUGUUCGAGGGCGCCGCAUCAACAGAGACGGGUGCCCAUUGCCCUUUAGUGUGGAGGAUGUACAUUCAUUUCCUGGUGUCAGAGGGAAAGGCAGAUAAAGCCAGAGGAAUCUUUUACAAAGCCUUGCAGAGCAUUCCGUGGGUGAAGGGAUUGUAUAUGGAUGCGGUGCAGUUGUUCCCUGAGCACCUGCAGGAGUUUGUGGAUCUGAUGACUGAGAAGGAGCUUCGACUGAGGCUGCCUUUGGAAGAGCUGGAUAUACUGCUGGAAGACUGAGAACACCCCAAAAAUCUUUAAACAACUUUAAACGUUUACAGAUAGACUUUGAAGAUUAACAAUAUACAAUUGGUUUUGUUGUUCAUUUUUUUGUGCACUUAUUUUGAUUAAUAAU
This is a messenger RNA of Cyprinodon variegatus (sheepshead minnow), 3678 nucleotides long. It is a transcript of the gene nrde2, whose product is annotated as NRDE-2, necessary for RNA interference, domain containing. The coding region runs from base 33 to 3563 and encodes 1176 amino acids. Gene Ontology annotation, cellular component: catalytic step 2 spliceosome. Lineage: Eukaryota; Metazoa; Chordata; Actinopteri; Cyprinodontiformes; Cyprinodontidae. The transcript has 19 exons. Gene Ontology annotation, biological process: negative regulation of RNA catabolic process; regulatory ncRNA-mediated post-transcriptional gene silencing; RNA processing. Gene Ontology annotation, molecular function: protein binding. The record is from RefSeq and is a predicted model, not a curated record.